AUGUGUGCGCCGACCCUCGACCCUCAAGUAGAUCACGACACAGACAUCGCCGACCCUCAAGUGCAAGCCGACCAUGCCAAGCGCCAGCCUACUUCGGCCGUUGCCGCCAAGUGCAACCCUCGCCGCGACUCUUGCUCACCGACCCUCAAGUGAAACCCCCAUAAGAAAAAGAGAGAAAAAGUUCAUCAAAAGAUGAACAAAUCUAUUGAACAGGAGCUUAGCCUCAGUAGAUCGUAACAACAAGGCUACUCUACUACUUACAGCACUCCGUUCUAUUUAAGUCGUUUGCAAAGGAUUCACCCCCGCGGAUUUUUCGAAUAUAAUUCACCGGCUACCCCCGAAGCCUUUCCGCUCCGAGAGGCGUGACCGGUCAAAUAUGGUUUACGAGCCGAAGCUCUAUCUUAACUCGACUAAGAUUCGCGGGACUAACAUCAUCGUUUCUAGCACGGAUUCUGGCUUAGAGGCGUUCAGCCAUAAUCCAACACGUGGUAGCUUCGCGGCAUUGCCCGAUCGGACAGCCGCAAAUACCCGAUCUCAAGGGAUUCUGGAAGGGGGUCAACUCGAAGGCAUUGACGGCGAGGGAACGCGAGGUGUGGUUCAAGCUCGUCAGGAACUUCACCCCGACUCGGAGUCUGCAGUUUCAUCAAAAGCACGACGACUCGCCCGCGUGCCUCGUCUGUGGAGCGCCCAAGGACGAUCGGGAGCACUACUUCUUCGACUGCGUUGACUCUAGGAACGUUUGGAUCGCGGCAAGGGGCGUGCUCUGCGACGCACUGGGGCUCGACACGAUCGACAACACGCAUUACACGGCCGUUCAACGCAUGUUCGGACUUCCGAAGCUCAAGGCCAGUCUGCGCGAUCAAGAAGGAGCGGGGAGGACGAUCGAAAUAUUCACCGGGCUGGUCUUGGAGAUGAUCAGCAGCGGGAGGUGGGGGAUGCAGAAGUGGGGGACGAGGAUGGAGGGUGUUGGGAGGAGGAGGAUAAUCUUGGAGGAGAGGUUGAAGCUGAGGGCGGGAGGAGCUUGGGGGAGGAGAAGGCAGUAG
Microbotryum saponariae is the source of this 1043-nucleotide messenger RNA. The record is from the annotation of a GenBank genome assembly. Lineage: Eukaryota; Fungi; Basidiomycota; Microbotryomycetes; Microbotryales; Microbotryaceae.